AACGGCGUGAGAAUCUCGAUGUUAACUCGCCCGUGACAAGUCUUCAUUUAAGCAACUUAAUUUGUGUCGCGACGUCCAGUGGUAGGCUCGCUCCCAGCCUCUAGUAUAAUCUCAGAAGACAAUCGUUCCUUCUUAUCGCUCAGUUGCAACUACUUCCCAUGGGAUUUAUGACUAGUUUAUUGGCUGACUUGCGGUUGAGUUCAAUCGUCAAUCUGUCUAUCUCAUACUGAGUUUGAUACUUCGAUACUUGCUAUCAUAGUAUCGUUUCAAAAUGCGUCCAAGUGGAUUUCUUAAAUACCGCUCAGGCAGCGGAGUCAAUGCCCACGUACUUUCCCCAGAGACCCAUGCCAUGUCACCCAUGUCUUUUGUAUUAUUCGCAUUGAUACUGUUCUCAGGGAUCGUCACAGCGAGCCCUAGUCAAGUCUCACUCACCGACGAUGCAAUCAGACCACCGAAACGUGCAAUCACACCUGAAUUAUCCGCGUAUGCUCAGAAGGUGAUGGAUGAGUAUCAGACACCUGGACUCUCGAUUGGUGUCGUGCACUUUGACAAAGGUACCGGCAAGGUAGAAACCGAGUAUGGUUUCUGGGGAAACAAAACCGAAGAUGGAGCCAAGGCUACUAACGAGACGCUAUUUGUGAUCGGAUCCAUCUCUAAGGCAUUUACUGCCAGCGCUGUAGGCAUCCUCAUGGAUGACUUCGCGCAGGGUCGGAAUGUUACGCCGCUCCCUCUGAACGUCCUUCGAUUCACCUGGGACACCAAAAUCCGUGAUUUGCUGCCUGAGUACUGGAAUUUUACUGAUCGCUGGAUCACCGAGAAGGCUAAUGUCAAGGACAUCCUGUCUCAUGUAUCCGGCUUCCCGAGGCAUGACUUUUCGUAUGGACUGUCGGAUACCCCCGCUGAUUUAGCUAGUCGUCUCAAAUUUCUUCCCCCUGCCUUCGAAUUACGAGAACGGUGGAUGUAUAAUAAUCAGAUGUUUGUGCUGGGCGGUCUCAUUGUGGAGACGUACUCUAAGCAGUCGCUCACGUCUUUUGUCACCUCUCGGAUCUUCAAACCAUUGGGUAUGAAUGAUACGUCGUACGAUGCUGCCGUUGAAGAGGAAUCAGGAUGCCUAAGCCAAUCGUUUGCACGUGGCAAUGGAACCGCUAGGCGCAUCCCUCUCUGGAUGGGUCCAAGCUCGGAGGCGUUGUUAGCGGCAGCAGGCGGUAUCGUCUCAAACACGAUUGAUAUGAACAAAUGGCUAGCUAUGUUACUCAACAACGGUGUGGAUCCCACCUCCAAUGUCACCAUUCUGCCUACGAGCGUAUAUGAUACAGUCACAACGGCGCAUGCCUUAGUUCUGGGAAGAGCUCUAAUGCCUUCGUUAUCCAUGCUCGGGUAUGGUCUGGGAUGGAUGAGGUAUUCUGCUCAAGGUCAUGAGGUGAUCGUACAUGGCGGAGGUCUCCCCGGAUUUUUGAGCGAAAUUGGUUACUUCCCUGACGAUGGUUUAGGAGUCGUUUCCUUCAUCAACCAAAAUGCACUAGAAGUGAACACCCUGGUUCUGAAUAGGAUAGUUACAGAUGUAUUGGGGCUGAGAGAGGGUGCCAACAUCGUGGCGCCUACCCCUCCAACUUUUAGGUCUUCCGCAACAACGGAGCAAGGUAAUUCACCGAAUUUCGGUCAGACGCCGCGACCCGUCGGAGACCAUUGUGGGGAGCAAACCCCACCCCUGCCGUUGGAGGCAUAUGCGGGAACUUACAGCCAUCCUGGUUAUGGAUCAUUCACCCUGUGCGCUCCAUCCACCAAAACCAGUACUUGUAAGGAACUCUUCUCCAACUACACGACUGUCUUCCCAUCGCAGCCUGCGGAAUAUCUUCACGCAGCAUGGCCUCGUGUAUGGUUCUCGCAUUUGCGGGUGAAGUUCCAUUAUUCGUCCCAAAACCGCCAUGCUGUAUAUCUUGACCCCCUCACGCUGUUCCCGAAUGGUUACGGUAAAGAUACUUCGCCGUUCGCCUUCCCUUCAGUUCUAGACAUACAAUAUCCGGCGGCCUUUGUUGAGGACGGAGAUGGGAGAAUAAAGGGGCUCGCGCUACCAAAUGGUUUUAACGAUAUUGAACCCAUUUCGCCUAUUCUUGACGAUCGUUUGGAGGAGUCGUCAUUCCUCUAUUUCGAAAAGUUGUUUGAGUAGUGUAUCUUCCUGCAAAGAAAAUCUCUGGUUCUGUCGGCUUCCUCAUUAUUUUAGUCAUGAAUUCUUACAACUUAUAUGCCAAUUUACUAUCUUGCGUCGACUGUUCUCAUAGAUUUGCUAGCUAUUCAGAGGAAGCGUCCGUGGUUGAACGUUAAGCGUUGCUACAUGAUGCUCAAUAUUACCAUAUAAGUCAAGCGCUUCUACUCUUCCGGCAUCGCGGCACUGCCAGUAACUACAGUCUCGUAGUAAAACAUGUUGCAUGAU
Molecule: messenger RNA, 2431 nt
Organism: Somion occarium
Lineage: Eukaryota; Fungi; Basidiomycota; Agaricomycetes; Polyporales; Cerrenaceae
Source: the annotation of a GenBank genome assembly